ACACUCUCUCUUACACACACACACACGCCCGACCUGAACUCGUACUGCAGGGAUUACAGCGACAUAAACGUUUUAAACACGGUAUUAGGGAAAUGUGGACUACUUCCGGUUCCUGUGUGUGUUUAGAGGUUUUAAUGUGAAGAACAGGAGAUACUUUAUGGACUGAAGAAGCUCCUGUGUGAAGUUAAUGUCACUGAAAAUGCUGGUGUGCAGAGUGCAGAGUUUGUGUUUCAUGCUGAUUUUUGUGGAUUUGAUCUCACAUCCUGCAGCAGCUCAGUCCUGUGAAGGUCUCUGUGGUGAAAGGUUGGCGUCCUGUUCCUGCCACCCGACAUGCGAGACCUUACUGAACUGCUGCCGAGAUGUGAAACAGUUCUGCCUUGACAUCUCGCCUCACUCUGGUUCUCUUCUCGGAGGAACCGACUUUAAACUGCUUAAUGUCAGAUUUGCCAAGAACGCCACCCUCACCUGCAGGUUUAAGUCUGAGAUCAUAACUCAGGGCUACGUGGAUGAGGAUGGUGUGGGUCACUGUAUCUCGCCCCUGCUGUUUGAAUCCGGCUGGAUCCCGUUUAAGGUUUCCACCGAUGGACGGAACUAUAACCGAGCCGGUCGAUGGCUCUCAGUGCACCACAGUAAGCUGAGUCUGGAGAACAAGCUCCACCUGGUGAACGGGACUCAGUGGCAGUAUUACGGUACGCCGGGCGUCGGUGGAGUUCUGCUGAUGGAGUGGAAUUCAUCUCUGAUUAAAGCUGACAGAGUAAACGUUGAGCUGUGGGGCUAUGACGAGUUCGGAGAGCCAUAUUCUGAUCAGUGGACGGCCGAGUGGAAAUAUCUGUACUCAGUAGGCAGAAAUGUGACCAAUAACGGGGUAUUCAGCUUCGUCCCGAGGCCCACUGAGAUGCCGCUGUCACAGUGGCACAUGGGCAGCAUGAGGGUCAGUCCGAGCACCGAACCUGACGGCACAUGGAACGUGAACGCUCUGUGGACUGGUGAUCAUGCUCUGGCGUAUCACCUGGAGGAAGCCUUCAGAAAAAAUUCAGCAGCUUGGGCUCUGGAGAAAUGUUUGAAAUGGGACGAGGAGGAAAAGCUGAUGCCCAGUUUCCUGCCUGAGAUCAUCGAUUGCCCCUGCACGCUGGCGCAGGCCCGAGCCGACACCGGCAGAUUCCACACGGACUACGGGUGUGAUAUUGAGAAAGGCAGUAAGUGCACUUAUCACCCAGGAGCUGUGCACUGCGUUCGAGCUAUUCAGGGCAGCCCGAAGUACGCAGCAGGUCAGCAGUGUUGUUACGACAAAACCGGAGCUCAGGUUCUCACCAGCGACUCCAUCGGCGGAAGUACCCCAGACCGAGGGCACGACUGGGGGUCACCGCCGUAUAAAAAGCCCCCCAAAGUGCCAGGAUUCUCCCACUGGAAAUACGACGUGAUCACGUUCUACUACUGCUGCCUGUGGUCAGAAAACUGCGACUAUUAUUUCACACAUCGUCCCUCCAGCGACUGCAGGACGUACCGUCCUCCUAAAGCAGCCUCGGUGCUCGGUGAUCCUCACUUCAUCACGUUUGAUGGUUCCACGUUCACCUUUAACGGUAAAGGAGAAUACGUGCUGCUUCAUUCACCAGAGCACCAGCUGAUGGUGCAGGGCAGAACUGAGCCAAUGACAUCAGAGAACGGCUCUGUCGUCAUGGCGACCCGUCUCUCCUCGGUGGCCAUGAAGGAAAAGGAGUCCGACGUCAUCGAGGUGCGUCUCACGGAUAAACCGGACCACCUGCAGGUCUUACAGAACCAACAGGUGCUAAGUUUCUCCGAACAGAACUGGCUGGAUCUUAAAGGUGUGUAUGUGUUCUCGGCGGUACCCCAGAAUGUCACGGUGAUGUUUCCCUCAGGGGCAGGAGUCGAGGUCAGAGGUAGUGGAGGGGUCGUGACCCUGACCGUUUUACUGCCAGAGGAGUUUACGGAGCAGACGCAGGGCCUGCUGGGGAAGAUGAACGACGAUCCUGAAGACGAUUUGACCUCCAGCGACGGAACAGUUGUAGGAGUAGACGGCAGCCCUCAGGACAUUUUCACUUUCGGAGCAGGAUGGGCCGUUACAAACGAGUCCUCUCUUUUCACCUACGACUCAGAGCACCUCCUAAACGAGUACUAUUUCUCCCCGAAGCACGAUCCGUUGUUCAUCCCGCAGUUCUCGGUGAACGAAGACCCUUCCGACCCGCUCCUGAGUCCCACGUUGAAGAUGUGUGUAGGACACGGAGCUCAGUUCUGUAAAUACGACACGCUAAGCACACGCAGUCUGGAGCUGGGCAACAACACGCUGCACGCCGUCCGCACUCAUGCAGCCACGGUGCAGGACCUACAGCCUGUGGUGUCCUGUGGCUGGCUACAGCCACCCAAGCAUGGGGGAAAAGAAGGAACGGUGUAUUUGAAGGGGGCAAAUGUCCGAUUCUCCUGUAAAAGUGGUUACCGUCUGUACGGCUCACGGGAGCGUGUGUGUCAGGAGGACGGACGGUGGUCAGGAGAGGACACGCACUGUGUUUCAGAUGACACUUUGGGAAUCGUGUUGGGCAGCAUCGGUGCCGCCCUCACGCUGGUCGUCAUGGUGAUCGCGAUCGUCCUCUACAACCGGAAACAGAAGAGGGAAAGAAUAAAGGAGAGAGAAAACAAGGUGGAUUAUCAGCACGACCCUACAAACCUGUGACACCCCUCAGCUGCUGCACCAUCGCUCUGUUGUACUGUGUGAUUUCUAUGUAAUUUACACAUGCAACAGUACAAGCAACGUGUCAUAAAACCUCCUGAAUUUUAUUUUAAUUUUUUUUGCACUGUCAAUUCCGUUCAGCAGCCAUGUGUUUAAGCUUAAUUAAAACUGGUGAUUAGUUUUCUCCCUGGUGCUAAUUUGAUCGCAGCCCCUUGAGGGUAAACUUCACUCAUGAUUCAAUCUUCCUGCUUUAUUUCAAGUCUAGUAUUGUGUCUGAAGGAUGUUAAUAUUUAAAUCGUAUGAAGAAACAAUCAGAAUUCAAUAUUAUCUCAUUCAUCUUCUACCGCUUAUCCAUCUACCUCGGGUCACGGGGAGCCUGUGCCUAUCUCAGGCGUCAUCGGGCAUCAAGGCAGGAUACACCCUGGACGGAGUGCCAACCCAUCGCAGGGCACACACACACACACACACACACACACACACUCUCAUACACUAUGGACAAUUUCCCAGAGAUGCCAAUCAACCUACCAUGCAUGUCUUUGGACCGGGGGAGGAAACCGGAGUACCCGGAGGAAACCCCCGAGGCACGGGGAGAACAUGCAAACUCCACACACACAAGGUGGAGGCGGGAAUCGAACCCCCAACCCUGGAGGUGUGAGGCGAACGUGCUAACCACUAAGCCACCAUGCCCCCAGAAUUCAAUAUUGAAUUCAGUCAAAUUAUUUAGUAACGUGUUAAACGUAACCUUAAAAGUAUUUAUUUAGGAAUAAGGAAGUUCCUUAUACUCAGAAUCAGGUCCUGCACAUGCUCAAAGACGCUUAAGGUCACGCUACACUUUCCUUUCGUCGACUUCCAUUCAUACUCAUGCGAACGCUGGAGACCGGAAACGCUGCCUGAUUUGCGUCAUAUGUUUCAUAGUGUUCACUUUAGGUCCAGAACACAGACAUAUUAACGUUAAAUCUCUAACACUGAGGAGGUAAAUAUUGUAACUGCCUUAUGAUCAGCUAGUUACUGUAUUUUAGCAGACUAGCUUACUGCUAACGAGGAGAAAAUCUGUUUAAACAAUGACGCGGCUUGCGACAUCAAAUCCGGUCGACGCCAUAUUCGCUGUGGCUUCCGAAGGAACGUCGCAUGAUGGAAGUUUAGUGUAACGGCACCUUAAGUAAAUUUAUAACGGGUUUUUAUUUCAAUCGAGAAUUGUUUUUAAUUCUUUUUAAAAAAAAAAGAAAUGUUAAAUAACUCAGGUUCAGUUUGUGGUUUUGGUCUCGGGUCAUUACGAGAAAUCACAGUCGAAUGGAAACGAUGACAUUUUGUAAUGAAACUCAGAGAUUUGUGAGGAUUUACAAUAAAUGUUGAUGACUGAU
Molecule: messenger RNA, 4044 nt
Organism: Tachysurus vachellii
Lineage: Eukaryota; Metazoa; Chordata; Actinopteri; Siluriformes; Bagridae
Gene: susd2
Product: sushi domain containing 2
Exons: 15
Coding region: 188-2686 (832 amino acids)
Source: RefSeq, a predicted model, not a curated record